This is a messenger RNA of Drosophila suzukii, 1167 nucleotides long. The record is from RefSeq and is a predicted model, not a curated record. Lineage: Eukaryota; Metazoa; Arthropoda; Insecta; Diptera; Drosophilidae.
UAGACAAAAAAUGUUUUCAAUUUAUUCGUGUCCUAAAAACAAAAAAUGUAUAUUAUUAUGUGAUACCUUUUGGGCUUUACAAAAUAGACAUUUUGUUAGGUUACACUUAUUUGGACUUCACGUACGGAAACCCAUCUGGGUUUCUCUGGCUUACCUAUUAUAGCGAGUUCAACUUUUAAACAAUCAUUUUAUUUAUAAUGGUCAUAUCUUGUAAGCCAGUUGAAAUUUAAAACUUAUGUCCUAAUGGAUUCUAAAAGCUAAAACCCAAAUUGAAUUAAAAUCGCACGAACCAGAAGUGCACAUAAAAAAACACUUGGUAUUUAUCAGAAAAACCUCAUCUGACAUUAUGUCAAUUUACAUGUCAAUCAUAAGAAUUUUUAUCACCUGUCGUUAAGUUAAACUUUGAUGAACGUGCUGUAGUGCUCUUGGAUUAAAAUGAAAAAGCCUACUCCGAAUUGCCUAAUAUGAAGUAUGUUUUUUUGUGUAUGUGUAGGCAGUAAAUUAAGAACUUGUAUUCAUAUACCUUAAUUCAUUUGACUAAGUUGGCUUGACUGAGUGCGGAUAAAUUGUCGUUUCUCUUCGAUUGCAAUUUCAAUUGCCGGCAUUCCGCGACCGAACGGGAAAUUGUCUGCAGCGGCGUCUGAGACUCAGUCUGUAGUUGGUUUUUCGUAAAGUGGUUGGGGCUGCGCUGGUUGCCUUGAGACGGAUGUUGGUUGUGACAGGCGGAAUUCCGAAGACUUUGGGCGUAAGCGUGGGCAGCGGUUUAGUAAUAGCAAUAGCUAUGGGCGGCAGCCGCUGCCCGACGGCUCAAUCCUUGCUGAUUGGCAAUCAAAUUUCCACCACCUCCCACUUUGUUAACCCAUUUACAUGUUCCAAACUCAAUGGCGUGCCAGAAGCCAAUUCAAAAUGCCAUAACAAUCAGUUGGCAAUUAAAUGGCGCCCCUUCUUAUCCCCUGGUAAUUCAAAAUCUGCUCAACGAUGUGCGAUUGCCAAUUACUAAUUAAAACCAAAACACCAUGUGCAUGGAAAAACAGUUGCUCUUAAUAUGUACUUUGGAUAUACCAUUCAUGUAUCGAUUGUCUGGGGGUGUUGUCCACUUGAGGAAGUGGGCUGGCUGGCCAAGAGGGAAACUAGAUGACUGCCAAGUGUUGGAGUGGAUGGAUUGGA